CCCUCUCGAGCAGCCAGUUUGCCGGCUGAUGCAAUGCUUUAUAAAGCGUGAGUCCAUCCCUCGCUUUAUUAGAGCACUUGUCCUUUUUCUGUGCACGUCGUAUUUCGGGGGGGUAAUUUUGGUCGGCUUUUGACCCAAGAGAACCUCACUUUUACAGACUGUGUUUUCCCAUCGUAAAUAUUUAAAUAUUUGUUGUCUAUCACAUUUUGUAAUUAUAGUCUCCCAUUUUUUGUUAAUUAAUUUAUUUCCAAGGAUCAGACAGCUCUUUUUCUGUGAUCAUUGCGAUCAGAUCCAGCGGAUUUUUUUUUUGAAAGGAUUUUACAGCCACAUUUGCUCAUAAGCAUGAAACAAACCGAGAUGAGCCGUUUGUCUCGUGAAGACGACAACAGCAGCACCAACAGCAACGAGUACAACUACCCAGACUGCCCGAGGAAGGUCCCACUGAAUGAGCCAUAUGCGGAUUUAGAUCCAGAGAGUGAAAACUUCCUCCCGGAUAAAAACCCUGGCAAGAAGAAGUAUGAGACAGAAUAUCACCAAGGUAAUGCCUCCUUUGGCAUGUCUGUCUUCAACCUGGGCAACGCUAUAAUGGGAAGUGGCAUCUUGGGUCUGUCCUACGCCAUGGCCAACACUGGCAUAGCGCUAUUUGUCAUCCUCCUCGUGGCUGUUGCCAUCUGCUCUUUGUAUUCGGUGCAUUUGCUGCUGAAGACAGCCAAUGAAGGAGGUGCGUUGGUGUACGAGCAGUUGGGCCACAAAGCCUUCGGGAUGCCCGGGAAGCUGGCUGCUUCCUGCUCCAUUACCAUGCAGAACAUCGGAGCCAUGUCAAGCUACCUCUACAUCGUCAAGUACGAGCUGCCCAUUGUCAUUGAAGCUUUUACGGGAAGCAAUGAUGAAUGGUACACUAACGGAGACUACCUGGUAUUGCUUGUGUCACUCUUCAUUAUUCUGCCCCUCUCGCUGCUCAGAAACUUAGGUUACCUUGGCUACACCAGCGGCCUGUCGCUCCUCUGCAUGGUCUUCUUUCUCAUUGUGGUGAUCAUCAAGAAGUUCCAGAUCCCGUGCCCGCUUCCUGGAGCUCACCACGCUGAGAACGAGACAGUCAGUAAACUUCUCAACGCCACUGUGUCCCCCAACAACACUACCGCCGUGGACUACAGUGAGGCCUGCACGCCCAAGUACUUUGUCUUCAACUCUCAGACUGUCUACGCUGUUCCCAUCCUGACCUUCGCCUUCGUGUGCCACCCGGCUAUCCUGCCCAUGUAUGAGGAGCUAAAAGACCGUUCCCACAGAAGGAUGCAAGGAGUUGCCAAUGUGUCCUUCUUGGCUAUGUUCAUCAUGUACCUCUUGGCAGCCCUCUUUGGAUACCUGACCUUCAACAUCCACGUGGAGCCCGAGCUGCUGCACACCUAUUCAAAGGUCUACAACUUUGACGUGCUCCUGCUGAUUGUUCGCUUGGCUGUCCUCACCGCCGUCACCCUCACUGUACCCGUGGUCCUCUUCCCUAUCCGUACCUCCAUCAAUCAGUUCCUGUGCGCAUCUAAGUUCAGCUGGAUCCGCCAUACCAUCAUAACCAUGGUCCUGCUGAUCGGCACUAACAUCUUGGUUAUCUUCGUGCCCACCAUUAGGGAUAUUUUCGGCUUUAUCGGUGCAUCUGCCGCCGCCAUGCUCAUCUUCAUCUUGCCCUCGGCUUUCUACAUCAAACUAGUCAAGAAGGAGUCUAUGAGAUCCGUGCAAAAGAUCGGGGCCACCGCCUUCCUGCUGUGUGGUUUUGUGGUCAUGAUCGGCAGCAUGAGCCUCAUCAUCCUCGACUGGGUCCACAACGCCACUAAGGAAGAGCACCCCGACGGACACUGAAGAAUCGAGGUCACUAAACUAACGAAGAUCAAAAUUUGAAACAGACUUUCGAUGCUUGGCUUUGACUGAGAAACAGACGCCAUUCCAAGAGAAUGUAUACCCGGAUUUGUACAGUUUUUGUUCCCCUCCUUGCUUUUUUUUUUUUUUUAAAACAUAUAACUUUGUCUUUUACUGUUAAUAUUUUUGUUCUGGUACAGCUGAUUUUUUUUUUUUUAACAUGCCUCAAUGCAAUUAGUUUGAGGUCAUUGGGAGAACUGAAAACAAACUAAAAAAAAAAACAAUUAGCAGCUGACACUCAGGUACGGUUUUCUUUUUUUGCUCGAGUGCGGCUGCGACUUCACGCGACAAGUCCUGCUGACAAAACGGUGCGAACCAGACUCGUUGGAACUUUAUUGUUGCCAAGCGUAGACCCCCCCCCACUUCCGUUAAGCGUGUUUGCAUACUGUACUGAAAAGCACUUAUUGUCCAGCACACUGUCGGAAAACCCAGACUUGUUUCCAUACACGAACGAGGGCCUUUGACCUUUCCUUGCACACAAAAACAGCAAAAGACAACAAAACCUGCCUUUUUAUAGCAUAACAACACUGGGAGCUGCAGAGCAACUCACUGAACUGAAAAAAAACCUCCUCUUUAAAAACCUGCUGGUGUUGGAGUAUUCCACACAUGUCUGAGGAGAGGAGGUCAAAACUAAUAUUUUUUUCUUUCUGGGGAAUACUUGGAAUUUGACCACGUACAGUGGUCGUAAAAACGGCUGUCAAACUUGCAAAAGAAAAAUAUUACGCCGGCAAGCAAACAUACUACAAAAAAAAAAAAAAGUCUCGGCAGCGCUUCCGAAACUUACUCAACAACAAACCGUUGCUGUCCAACAUCUAUUUAUGGAAGACAGUGAAAUCAAUGUAAUUUUAACUAUUUUACUAUAUUUAUAUGAUAUUGUAUCUGUAUAUAUAUGUACAUAUAUCUAUUGAGUUCAACUGUAUGUAUAUAAGUCCCUCACACCCUCUUUUUUUUUUUAACGAUGCAUUGGAGCUGUCAAACAACAAAACCCACGCUGAGAAAUUUGUCAUGAAUUUCUCCAGCACACACAAAGCUUCAACUGUUCAUCCAUCUAAACUGACUGAAAAUGUCCCACUGUUGAUUUUGUGGAAAUUCUGUUACAUGUCGAGGCCACUGAGAAAGUAAAAGCCGCCUUGUGCCCCUUUCUGACCCCUCCACCCCACGCUACCCCCAAGUCCUCCCCGGUUGGAGUCUUGUCAACCAUCUGUGGGCCUCAGGGGCAAAGAGGGCUUUGCCCACCAGUGUUACAUUCUUGUUUCAAUGAAACACCGUGUAUAUCCUGUAAUUAAUGUCCAAUUAAAUUCAAAAUUACUCUA
Syngnathus acus (greater pipefish) is the source of this 3221-nucleotide messenger RNA. RefSeq names its product solute carrier family 38 member 2 (gene slc38a2). Gene Ontology annotation, biological process: L-glutamine transport; amino acid transmembrane transport. Bases 343 to 1851 code for a protein of 502 amino acids. NCBI's taxonomy places the organism in Eukaryota, Metazoa, Chordata, Actinopteri, Syngnathiformes, Syngnathidae. The transcript has 16 exons. Gene Ontology annotation, molecular function: L-glutamine transmembrane transporter activity. The record is from RefSeq and is a predicted model, not a curated record.